Molecule: messenger RNA, 855 nt
Organism: Pseudomassariella vexata
Lineage: Eukaryota; Fungi; Ascomycota; Sordariomycetes; Amphisphaeriales; Pseudomassariaceae
Product: pyrroline-5-carboxylate reductase
Exons: 3
Coding region: 1-855 (284 amino acids)
Biological process (GO): L-proline biosynthetic process
Molecular function (GO): pyrroline-5-carboxylate reductase activity
Source: RefSeq, a predicted model, not a curated record
AUGGCAUCUCCACUGCAAUCAAGCUUGCUAUGCUUCAUCGGGGGCGGCAACAUGGCGGCGGCCAUCAUCGGCGGCCUGGUGAGCAAAGGCAUUGACAAACACCACGUCACCGUCUCCGAGCCGUGGGACGUCAACCGCGACAAGAUUGCCGCCACGGGCGUGCGCACCACGACAUCCAACGUCGAGGCCUCGCAAAAUGCCGACCUGGUCCUCCUCGCCGUCAAGCCGCAGGUCGCGAAGACGGUUUGCCAGGAGCUGGCCGGCGCCUGGGCUCAGCGCGAUUCUCUACCCCUCGUGGUUUCCAUCGCUGCGGGCAUCACGCUGGAUAGCCUGCGCGAUUGGUCCAAGCUGGCUGACGGUCGCACGCCCCAUAUUGUGCGCGUCAUGCCCAACACGCCCGCCUUGGUGGGCGAGGGUGCCUCGGGUUUAUUCGCCGGCGGUGAUGUCAGCGACGCCGAGAAGGAACUAGUUACGGCCCUGUUGGCGAGUGUCAGCAAGGCGACCGAGUGGGUCGAUAAGGAGGAGCUGAUAGACGUCGUUACCGGGCUGUCGGGAUCUGGCCCCGCCUACUUCUUCGCCAUAGUCGAGCAUCUGAUCUCGAGUGCCACGAGCUUGGGAAUGCCGCAAGAGCAAGCCACGCGCCUGGCCAAGCAGACGUGCUUUGGUGCCGGCAAGAUGCUGGUCGAGUCGUCCGACGAGCCUGCUCAGUUACGCAAGAACGUCACCAGCCCCAACGGCACGACGGAUGCUGCGCUGAAGAGUUUCGAUGCUGCUAAUUUUAAGGGCAUCGUGGAUGGAGCUGUUAAGGCUGCUACCAACCGAGGCGAGGAGCUGGGACGUACGCUGGGGAAGUGA